UCGAGCUGCGGCCGUUGAUCGAUUUGUACGUCAGUUAACGUUCCGUAGUUUGCCACGUUGUUGUCACUGUGUUUGCUCAACAAUUUCGAUCACGCAGUCGCGAACUUCGAAAGUUAUAUACGUAUCCGUCAAAUAAUUGUAUCUAUCGGCAAUUAUCUCGUGGCUGUGAAAUUUUGUCGGCGGUGGGUUAUGUUUUCCGUGAAGAGGAAAAAGAAAAAUGUCUUGAAACGGUGCUAAAACACGGCUACGAAAUUCCUUUGAGACUGAAGAACAAUUUUAUAAAAAUAUGUACGUGGAAAAAGAGCUAGUGACAACGUAUAAUUCAUCGCGAACACCGAAACAGUAUCGAAUGACAACAGAAUUGCUGACUGCAUCAAAAAAUUGAAUUUCUUUUUUUCCUGCAACUGGCACAUAUGCUUAAUUAGUGAAGUCGUUGCGUAAGAGUUUUGGGGAACAUUAAGUAUAAGGAAAUAAAAGUCUUUUACGCUAUUGUGCUGCCUGUACCACUACGUGUCUUCAAAUAUAAGAGCCUAAAAGUGUUCCUAAAACAAGACAAACAACGGAGAAGAGACGGGAAAAUACACAUGAAGGUCGAUUGACCUGUGUGGAUCCACUGCUGGUGAAUGACAACGGAAUCAAAAUGUUGAGUCAACGAUUGAGCAAUAGAAGAUUAAUAGUGGACCUGCUCGCGCUAUUGUUUGGUCUUGGUGCAUGGGUUGGAAUAAAUGGUAUAUAUGUUCAACUACCUCUUCUAGUAAACAAUUCUCCAGAGGGAUGGAGUCUUCCAGCAUAUAUGGUCAUGCUAGUACAAUUCGCCAACUUGGGACCAAUACUUUACACGAUGUAUAUAAAGUACAGUCCGUGGGUAUGUGAUAAAUACAUUACGUACUCACUUCUAGCAGCUGCAUCAUUGGCUACAUUUAUAUUAGCAUUUGUAUAUCAAAAAACCUCUGUAGUAUUUGGCAAUGAGCAUUCAACUGCUCUUUUGUCCCUAAUGUUUGUAACAGCCGCCGUUGGAUGUACAAGUUCAGUUCUUUUCAUGCCUUACAUGAGGAACUAUAGAGAAAUUUAUUUAGUAUCGUAUCUCGUAGGAGAAGGGCUCAGUGGAUUUGUGCCAAGCGUAGUAGCAUUAGUCCAAGGGGUUGGUGGAAAUCCAGAGUGCUUGAAUACUACUAAACCUGACUCAAACACUAUAGAAUUCACACCUUAUUAUCCAGAGCCCAGGUUCACGUGUAAAAUAUUCUUCAUUUUCAUCGGUGCCUUAUUGUUCUUGUCUUAUUUAGCUUUCUUAGGAUUAAAUAAUCUAUCUGUUGCUAUUAGAGAACGCGUGAAACAUCCAGGGAGUAUGGAAACAUUGCCCACAGACACAAAAGCACCACCAAGUUAUAAAACUAACUCUGGUUGGGCAAUGUCCAAGCAAGUGUAUACAUAUUUAUUAAUUAUGAUGGCAAUUGUUUCUUUCCUAGGUAAUGGUACAUUACCGAGUCUUCAGUCGUAUUCCUGUUUACCAUAUGGGAAUAUCGCAUAUCAUUUAACUGUUACACUGUCGUCAAUGGCUGGCCCACUAGCGAUGUGUUUAGGUUUUGUUAUUAAAGUACCAAAAAUAAGUUUUCUCACUGUCCUCCUCGUAAUUGUUACGGUACUCUCGGCUUUCGUUUGCGUUUUGGCUGCGAAAUCGCCUACUCCGCCUUUACAAAACACAUGGGUAGGAGAACUGCUAGUAGUUUUGUCGUGGAUAUUAAUUAGCGGUCUAAUAGGAUUUAUAAAAUUAGGUAUUACGACAUUGUUUAGACCCGAUCCCGGCAGGGGUCUAUAUUACACUGGUGUCGCAACUCAAGUUGGGUCAUUAAUUGGAGCAAUAGUCACUUUCGUUUUGGUUAAUCAUGCAAAAGUAUUUCAUUCUUAUUCUCCGUGUUCGAUGCAUACAGGACAAUAACAUUUCACAUAGAAUACAAAAUAGUCCAAUUGAAAAAAGUAUAUAAAAUUUUAACGUAUACAAAACAUUUUAGUUCCUAUGAGUAAUGACUAUUGUUUGAAAAAAGAGAGGAUAUAAUUACUACUUGUUCCAGUAAUGUGGAUAAAUUUAGAGAAUGUAAACUUUCACGACUAAGGCUGAUCCCUACUAGCAGAUUUACACAAAUAGGAAUCAGUUUAGUUUUUAUCAAUUUAUUUUAAUUGACAAGCUAAAUCAUAUAUAAUAGUUAAAAGUCCAUGUACAUUAUUAGUAUUAAAAGUACUUAUACCGUGAUACAUCAGGGAAAAAGAUAACGUGUAAAUCUGUAAGAAAAAACAAUUGUUUGACUAGACUUAAGUAAGACAUAAUGCAUUUUUACUUAAAUUUUGUAUACGUAUUUCAAAGAAUUUGGACUUGGCAUAGGUGAACGAAUGUACUUAAAGAACAAUCAUACAUUUAGGCACAAAUAUAUUGUACAUGACAGUCAA
This is a messenger RNA of Hylaeus anthracinus, 2442 nucleotides long. RefSeq names its product solute carrier family 52, riboflavin transporter, member 3-A-like. The transcript is spliced from 2 exons. Gene Ontology annotation, cellular component: plasma membrane. Gene Ontology annotation, molecular function: riboflavin transmembrane transporter activity. NCBI's taxonomy places the organism in Eukaryota, Metazoa, Arthropoda, Insecta, Hymenoptera, Colletidae. Gene Ontology annotation, biological process: riboflavin transport. The record is from RefSeq and is a predicted model, not a curated record. Bases 641 to 1936 code for a protein of 431 amino acids.